Molecule: messenger RNA, 2952 nt
Organism: Pteronotus mesoamericanus
Lineage: Eukaryota; Metazoa; Chordata; Mammalia; Chiroptera; Mormoopidae
Gene: ADGRD2
Product: adhesion G protein-coupled receptor D2
Biological process (GO): G protein-coupled receptor signaling pathway; cell surface receptor signaling pathway
Cellular component (GO): membrane
Molecular function (GO): G protein-coupled receptor activity
Source: RefSeq, a predicted model, not a curated record
AUGGCCCCCUCUACCUGCUACUGCCUCCUCUACCUCCUGGUACCUGAUCUCUCUGGGAACCCCUCCAACUCCCCAGGUGAAUCAAGGAGCCCUUGGGACACAGCCCCAGUGGCCGCCAGCGAGGUGGUGGCCGCCGUAGGUGGAGUAUGCAAGUUCCCAGGGCGGCGGCUGAGCUGGUGACAGGCCCAAGAGUCCUGCGCGUAGCGGUUUGGUCACUCGGCACUGGGUCCCCCAGAUGGGAUCCUCGCUUCAUGGCUGCCCGACACCAUCUGGGUGGCCCAAAGAAAGGCCCCUUUACAAAGACCCCCACGGAGGCCUGAGUGCGCGCGAGCCGCGGCGGCGCUGGUGUUCGGGAAGAGGACCACGGACCAAGCAGCGCAGCUGCGGACACCCCUGCCCGCGCUGGAGGCGCUGACUAUGUGCGUGCACGUGCAGUGGGACGCUGCCUCUGCCUACACCGCGGCGCUCUUCUCUCUUGCCGCGCCGACAGUGGCCAAGCUGCAGCUGUGCGCCUUCGCCGAGCCUGGAGGCGCCGUGCACGUCGCGCACGUGGUGCGCGGGCACCACGCGCCCUUUCUCGCUGCCUUCCGCGCGGAUGGCCUAGCACACAUGUGUGCCACAUGGAAGCGGCGCGGCGGGCGCUGGGCGCUGUUCGCUGACGGGCGGCGGCGCGCCGUAGCUUGGAGACUUGGCCAGCCGGUGCCACCUGGCGGCAUCCUCGUGCUGGGUCAAGAUCAGGAUUCUCUGAAUGGUGGUUUCUCGGUGCGUGACGCCUUUAGCGGCAACCUCACCCACUUCCAUCUCUGGGCACGCGCGCUGAGCCCGGCCCAGCUUCAUAGGGCACGGGCCUGCGCGGCGCUCCCCAGCCGCCUGCUCUUCCGCUGGGACUUGGGCGCCCUGGAACUCAAGCCCUUGCUGCUGCCGCUGGUGCGGGUCGGCCUUCUUCGUCGGGUGCUGUCAGAGGAGUGCCCUACGUGGGACCCAGGACCUUGUGUCCAGGGCUCUUUGCCCUGCCUGCAGCCGAGGCCCUUCCUCUGCUGCUACCCGACAGAGACAUAUCGGUGGCUGCGGGACGGGUCAUGGCCUGGCCAGGAUGUUAUCAGCCGAGUCAAUGCCUUAGCCAACGCCAUCGUGCUCCUCCCUGACCCUCUCUCUGAAGCCCAUGGAGAUCUGUCCUCGGCCAAGGCCUCCAGCUUCCUGGGUGUCCUGGAGGGCGUCCUGGCAAAGGAGGCACCUCUGGGGCCAGCUGGGCUGCUGGCUGUCGUGCUCUUCCUAAACAGGGUGACAGCCUUCAGGGCUGGGGAGCCAGCGCCCGUGGCAGGCCCCUCGGAGGAGCAGGGCUGAGGUGUCCUGCCUGUGGCCAGCCCAGUCCUGGAGGAGCAGCCAGCUGGUGUGUAUGUGACUUCCUCCCAGGUGGUUGGUGGACGCAUGGCCCUGGUGGCAAGUGUCCAGCCCCUGGCACUCCUGCUGACCACCACGCUGACCUCCGAGUGUCCCCGAGUGUACACCCAGCACCGCCAUGUGCGCCUGGAGGUGCGGGGCCUGCCCUUGAGAGAGGCCAGCACAGCGGGCUACGUGUUCACAGUGCCCGGUGGGUGCCCGCAGGGGCUCGGCCAGGUGCCGGUCCCCACGGCUGAGGUGAGGCGGCUCCUUGGGAAAGGCCUCUCUGGAACCACAGCCAUCCACAGCGGGUUCAGCUCAGGCAUCUUCCACCACCAUGGGGGGGGGCCUGGCCUAGAGCCCCAGGCCCCCAGCAGCUCUAAAGAGGCCGGCAGAGUGCAGAGGCUCCUGCGCAUGCAGGUGGGGUCAGCCAUCCUCUCUUCUGAGGGGUGGGACGAGACUGGGGAAGUCACCAUGGCUGCCACUUUUCACCUGUGACAUGAAGCUCAGAACCCUUCUGUUCCCUCCCCGCCCCCCGGCCCAAACAGCGCGGGCUCCUGGACCACCACUGGCUGCUGUGCUGCCCUGCACCAGGAGUCUGCCGCCGGCUUCUGCAGCCAGAGCGCCACCUUCGCCAUCCUGUUGCAGGUGUAUGAUGCCCAGAGAGGCCCAGAGGAGGAAUCCCUGCUGAGGACGCUGUCCUUCGUGGGCUGUGGCGUGUCCUGUGCACUCACCACUACCUUCUUGCUCUUCCUGGUGUCCACGGUCCCCAAGUCGGAGUGAGCCACAGCCCACAAGAACCUCACCUUCUCGGCCUCUGCCAAGGACCUCCUCAUGGCCAGCAAAUGGGCAAAAGCCAACAAGGUGGCAUAUGUGGCCAUCACAGCUGCCCUAUACCUCCUCUUUUUGGUUGCAUUCUCCUGGAUGUUGGUGGAGGGACGACUGCUCCGGAGCAAAGUGAUGGCCGUGAGCAUGCGCGCAGGCCCCAGGAUGACGCUCUACCACGCCCCUCACCUCUUCCUCCCCCAGGCCCCCAUCGUGGCCACCACCCUGGCCCUGUCCCCCGAUGACUAUGUGGCUGCUGGGCACUGCUGGCUCAACGUGCACACAGACACAAUCUGAGCCUUGGUGGGGCCACUGACACCGGGUCUCCAGGCCAACACCUGCGUCCUGGUCCGCGUGGCGAUGGUCACCGUGUUCAGCGCCCAGCACCGUGCCCGCGUGCUGAGCCCGCAGCCCUGCCCGCAGCAGCAGAUCAGGGUCCAGAUAUGGCCGCCGCAAAGCCCGCUGGCCCUGCUGCUGGGCCUGCCCUGGCUGGUCGGCAAGCCGGUGCGCCUCGGCCUGGCCCGGGCCUACGCCACCGUGGGCCUCAGCUCCCUCCAGGGGCCGUACGUCUUCCUGGUCUACGUCGCCUACAAUGGAGAGGUCCUCGGGCCCCUGGGAGGGAGCCCCAAACACCCCCGCAGGCUUGGCUCCACCUCGGAGACACUGGGCUCUCAGAGGGGACAGGGGCCCCUGGUGCCCAGCCCAGAGGUGGCGUUUGCCCCGGGUAUCUAUGUGGAAGGGGCUUGA